Spirometra erinaceieuropaei is the source of this 462-nucleotide messenger RNA. Lineage: Eukaryota; Metazoa; Platyhelminthes; Cestoda; Diphyllobothriidea; Diphyllobothriidae. The record is from the annotation of a GenBank genome assembly.
AUGAUCUUCACCGCCCGUCAACUUCAGGAGAAGUGCCAGCGGAUGCAGACCCACCUGUACUCUACCUUCAUGGACCUGACGAAAGCCUUCGACACGGUGAAUCGUGAAGGACUGUGGAAGAUCAUGCAAAAAUUCGUCUGUUCGGAGAGAUUCAUCGCGAUGAUGCGUCAGCUGCACGACGGUAUCAUGGCGCGAAUCACGGAAAACGGAGCUGUCUCAGAGGCAUUCGCAGUGACAAACGGAAUGAAGCAGGGCUGUGUGCUGGCGCCUACCCUCUACAGUCUUAUGUUCUCUGCCAUGCUGAUGGACGCCUACCGCGACGAACGCCCCGGGAUCCGCAUCGCCUACAGGACGGACCGUCACCUGCUGAAUCAACGGCGGAUGAACUUCCAGUCGCGCGUAUCCACAACCACCGUUCACGAAGUCCUCUUCGCCGACGACUGCACCCAGAACACCACCUAG